GGAUUGGUUCCAGAAGUUCUGCUUAAGGAGAGGCUCGAAGUGGAGACAUUGGACUCACUAGGAAUCAUACAGUCAACAAAGGCUUUUAAUCAGAAAUAUGUCAGGACCAAGACUAAACUAUUGUAAGUAUAUGCUGAAAGGUCAACUUCUCAUCCUUAUAAAAUGUUUGAUUUUCAUGGUUAAGCAGUUAGUUUUUAAGAUAACAUACCAGUAGUUUUCAAUUGACAAGCAUAAUCCAACAAGCUUAAGUAUCCAUAAGCUUUACUUUUUAUUUGUCUUAAUGAAUGAUAUUUGAAACAUGGCUGUGCUCUCCCCUUUACUCGAUUUAUGUCUCAGCAAUCACUCACUGUUUAGCAGCUUUCUAAACUUGCAUCUGUCAGACAGGCUGAUAAAAGCCAACAGUAGUGUGAGUCAUGUGGUGUGUGUGCAUUACAGGUUUCACUGAGUAGCAAAAUGUUAUGUUUACUUUGUAAAUUGCUAAUUGCUAGAGAACAACCCUGCUGAGUGUUUUCUAGUUGACCAUUAUUGGUUCUUUUUAAGUAUAUGUUGUAUCUGAACUGAGGCUGGCAAUUAAGUGGAUAUCUGGUAGAUGCCCACUGAUUCUUUUUAGGCCUAAAAGGUGUCAGUGUACUCUGGUGGUUUGGUAUUUUUCAUGCAGAUUUCUUUACUUCUGUUGUUGUUAUUUUCAUUUCCUUAGCUAUAAGCAGCAGAAAUUUAAUCUUGUGAGGGAGGAGAGUGAGGGCUAUGCCAAACUGGUGACAGAACUGGGACAAGAAAUCAGUGGACAUGUCACCAGUGAGAGAGUUCUGGAGAACAUCAAGUCUCUAAUAGGUCAGGAUAACUGUUAGAUACCAAACAAGUGCAGAACUGUCAUUGAGAGCUGGAAGAUGUCUGAAACAGGCGGCUAGUCUACCAUCUUCAGCCAGAUACUUCCACCUAACUUAUUAUAGUUGCUAAUGAAAACUUGUGUAUUUCAUGACUGCAUUCAUCACUGUCAACAUAUAUUGUUAGUAGCCUUUUUUGUAAAAUUUGAAUUGAGACCAUGACAUCAAUUAACCCUUUAACUCCCAGAAGUGAUUUACAUGUAACUUCUCCCUAUAAUAUCCCUACAGUAUCCAACAAACAAUGAGGUGACUCAAACUUAUCAGUUAGAGGUUGUUAUCAUGAUGUAAUACCAAAUUCUGGUAACUUACUCACAAGAAAAUGUGUAACAGCUAGAUGGGAGAAUUAAUAAUCAGAUCUUGGGAGUUAAAAGAUUAAUUAUUAUGAUUUUUUUUUUUCAGGGCGGUUCAAUCUUGAUCCAAACAAAACUCUUGAUGUCUUGCUGGACUCGUUUGAAUGCCGCAUUGACAUAGAAGACUUCUUUCUUCCCCUUUUGAAAUCAUACAUGGAGAAAUGUGAAUUCACUGCCCUCUGUCACAUCAUAGGCUUUAAAUUCCAGUUUUAUAAGGUAUGGAUUUUUGAGAGAAAAGAAGUUUUAAGAUUGACUCUUUUAGGAUUAAAUGGGAAUUUCUCUCUAAUAUUGUUUUUGUGACAUUCUUUUGUUUUAGGAGCAGCCUGACUUGCCCACCCCUCCGUCACUUUUCCAUUUGACAGCUCUGCUUAUAAAGCAUGGUCUACUCAACUUGGAUGACCUUUAUCUUUAUGUAAGUAAAAACAAAACCCAACAGCAUACAAUAGAAAAGUAUGACUUAAUUUUAAGUGUCUUUUUUUUUUUUUUUUUAACACUUUUUCAUCUACAAAAGGGAAAGUGAGGUGCUCACUUUUCCCCAAUUUUGGCCAAAUUUGACUGGCCUGUUAAAUAGCUGCAAAGAUGGUACUCAUGUUAGUGUUUGCAAACUUAAUGUGGUCAAUCUCUGAACCACCUAUGGCACAUGACUACAGGUGCAAAGUUGGACAAAAUAGACUACACAUGACCAGUGCAAUAAUACUCCGGGGAGGAAGGAGAUGCCAGUGCAAAGAGGGGUGGAGGGAGCUUGUGUUUUAAAUUUUUGGCAGAUAUAAGGUCUACUCAUUCAGUUAAAGUAUUGGAGGAGAGCUGAUUGAAGGGUGCUGCUUAUUGAAGUGGAGGGGCUAGUUCAACAGUGUCCCAUUCUUUUUUUUUUUUAAUUUGACAGCUACCAGACAUGGUUCAUAGGGGAUCACUUUACUUUUACUUCGUAUUUUCAGGGAGUAGUUAUGUAGAGCUCUUGCAAGUAAAUAGAUGUUAGAAGUUCAUUUUUCUUUCUCCAGCUCAGUCCUUCAGAUGCAGACAUUGUCACCAGCAACACAACAAGAAUGGAUGAAGCCAAACAGGAAGCAAGGAAGAUGAACAUGGCUGUCUUAGCGGUAAGUCUUUCUCAAUUUUGAAUUUCCAGUGUGCCUGUGUAUUGAAUGCUGUACCAGAUGAUAGAUGGAGUACAAUGGGUUGUUUGCAGACAUGGGACCUGUUCUUAUGUUGUACACUUAGAGGUUUUCUAUCUGCAAUACUCACAUGUACAUUUGAUGCUAUGUAUUUUUUAUUGCAGGAAAUUGCUGCAGCAAAUAAUGAAGAAGGCAACAAGGAAAAUAAAGAAAAUGAUAAACCUACAAUUGUAUGUUUUUUUACUCUUGUUAAGGAAGAUAAAAGAACAAUCUUUUAUAUUGUAUUGGUUAAUUGUCAUUUAUCCAGAUCUGUAAAUUCACCAGGUUCCAGACAAUCAGAAGUUUGGUUUGUGUGAAGCACUGUUGAUGGUAGGUGCGUGGAAUAAUGCUUGUUCAAUUCUGGACAGAUUACCUCAGUUUGCUGCUGUGUCCCAUCCCCCCAUAGCCAAGGGAUUAUGCAAGCUUAUUCAUACAACAAUUGAACCUCUGUAUCGAAGGUGAGUUAAAAGCUAUUUAGAGUACGGUUCCUCUCUUGUGUGUUUGACUGUCUAUUACAUGCAGGGCAAAGUUACAGAAUUCUUAUUAGCUGAGACAGAGGGCAUUUUUUUCUUAAUCAUGAGAGCACUUUGCCUUCAUCCCUUUGCGACAUAGGCAUGUUUGGGAAAACUUUGAAAAUAUGCAUGAAAUUAAUCCUUUAUUGCCAGAGGGCCCAUGUGACUAUAUAUAAAAAUCAAACAAUCAAGUUUCCUUGCAACUUUUCUUAAGGAUUUGAAUCUUAAAAUGCUUCUUAAGUUUGCUGGGUUUUAAGAGUUGUUGACAGAGACUUGAUCUUUCUUCAGACAUGCUUCCAAGGCAGCUAGAGGACGACCUUAUGCACCUGUUCCAGGGGGGCCUCCACAAUGCAAAAUAUUCACUGAUCUUCCAGACUUUGUGUUUUCCAUGUUGCUUCAUCUGGGCCCUCAUUUGUCCACUGAUCCAAUCCUUAUGGCAAAAAUCCUGAGGAUCAGUAAAGGGUUCAUGAAAGAUGUAAGUAAAGGAUUUUUAAAUGUAUUGACACUCAAGAUCUUGAGUGAUUUUUUAGCUUCUAUUCAUUUCUUUUAAGUAAGUUGAAGCAGUAUCUCAGAUUGCAAGUUUGGGGUAUCCAGGAAAAGUUAGUGCUACAUGUAUUAGGACACAGAGAAGAGACACAGGUCUUCUAUUAGAAAUUCUACCUUAAAUUUGAGAUGAUGGAAAGGUCGAGGUACACACCAAAUCUGAUUUUCAUUUCUACUAUCUAGUCUCUAUGAAAUUUUUGCAGAUCAAUUUUAGGAAUUUGGCAUUAUAUCAGGAAAACACUUGCAAACUGUCAACUUUCUCUUCUCUCAUCACCUGUUUACUUUUAGAUUUAUCUAUAUUGGUUAUUGAAGUGGUUAUGCAUUGUUUGUAUUGGUCAGUUACUGUUGCUCUGUAAAUUCCAAAGUAUUUAAGACAAACGCUCAGGCUGAUUUUAUGGUUACUCUGACAAAAGUAAUGAAAAUCUAAGACAAUUUAUGUUAUGUUUCCUCAAUGAUGGUUAAUCAAAAUCAUUGAGUAUAAUCAUGAUAGCAAAACAUGGCUGAUGAGGAAACAACAGAAAUGAUAUUUCUGUUUGGGACACACAAGAAAUAUUUUAAAUCAGAAAAUUUGACUGGAAAUGUUUCCUUUUGUGUUGAAAGCAUCCAAAUGUGUUUGAGGAAAAGGAGCAGAAUUCAGCUCAGGUUUGUUUGUGUUUAUUAUUGGUAGUCUUAAUAGUGAUUAACUGUAGAGUUCUGAAAAUUUCAAUCAUUAAUAGUUCUCAAUAUUCAAUUGUGGUUGUGUUCAUAGGAAUAAUUAUUGGCAAUAGUAGUUUCAUUUCCAUAGCCUUUUGCCUCUUGAGAGUGACUGGCAUCUAAUUUCUCCCUACAAUGUAACCCCCAAAACACACCUUAAGUUCAUGAGAUGAAAAGGAAAUUAUCACCAACCAAAGAAGUUCUUGCUUGUUAAACAAAUUCUCCUUGUCAUCAUCUUAAGAAAUGUACAGAGAACAGUAUGGAGAAUAUGCAUGCUGAUGUGAGGUUGUAUUGGGUAAUGAAAGCUCUUCUCUUUUCUGUGUCAAUUAAUCCUUCCAUCCCCUUUAGAAGUUGGCUGCCAGUUUAUGUAGUUUGUUGCUGUGCUUUUUUGCACUGAUUCAAUGCCUAAAUUCCUCAGAUUUGUCACAUACUGAUCUUGUGAAGAAAAUUUGUCAAAUUUUUGUUAAAUUGUUCAGAUUGUGCUGAUGUAUUUACUUGACUUGAUCUGUAGGUUGAGAAAGUCUGGUGUGGGUUUUUGACCCUAAUGGAUGAAGUCCUGUUGCCAUCAAUUUCAUUAUUGGAAUGUAACUCCAGUUUGGCUGAAGAACUUUGGGCCAUGUUGUGUCGUUUUCCAUAUGAGCUCAGGUAUAUCAUGUGUGUCUUAACCAGGAUUUAGGGCCCACGGAUCUAAUAGAGUGAAAAAUUAAAGUCUAACCCUGCUGUUAUUAUCCUAUAAAGAUUGUCCCUGGUAAUGUUAAGCAUGAUAGGUCACGGUUUUUCUUUAGCAGAAUGCAGAUAAUACUGUCAGGAGACUAACUUUGGUCUUUGAGUGACUUGUAUCACUUCCCCAUAUGUGGAAGCUUAUCAGCACUAGGUACCUCAAAUUUCUGACACCCCAGCCUUCAGGAACAUUGUGGUUCUUGUGGGUGCACAGUUUUGUCUAUGGAUUCCACUCAAGAGAAUUCUCAAGGUUAUUUAAUUCUAUUAGGGAAGUGUAGCUCAAUUACAUGAGAGUUAUUGAUGUCCUCUUCUCAUAGAGGAACUCACAUUAUCUUUCAAUGCUGCAAACUUCCAAGAGAAACUGUGGAUUUUCUGAUGCUGUGGCUGGAGAAAUUGCCUCUUCAUUCGUUCAUCCACAAACAGUCAUCUUAUUAAAAUAACUUGUAAUUCAACAUGUUGAAAACAAUAUAGUUAUUUUUUCAUGCUUGUUUUUUUCUAAACAAAAUUCAAUUAUGUCUCUUGUGUCAGGUAUCGCCUCUAUGGCCAGUGGAAAAAUGAAUCUUACAGCAACCAUCCUAAAAUGGUUGUAGCAAAAGCAGCCACAAUAAAGAGAGCAAAAUACAUUACUAAGUAAGUUACUGUUAGUGUAGUUUCUGAAUUUGAUGGAAGGAGCUGCCAAAGGCUAGACUUUAAAAUAAUUUUUAUGUUGUCAUUGCUGUCCUCAGGAGGUUAACUAAAGAAAAUGUCAAGCCCUCUGGAAGGCAGAUUGGCAAAUUGAGUCACAGUAAUCCAGGCAUAUUGUUUGAAUAUGUAAGUUUGCAGCAAUUUAGAUAUAAUGUGCUGUACAAGUAUGCAGAAAUGAAAUUAAGAUGUUUCUACACUUGUUUGUCAUCAUUGAUGCAGUGUUUUCAUUAGAGCUGCAAAAUGUUUGUACAGUUGCAAAAUGUUUGUACAGUUGCAAAUGAGUAAAGGGGGAAAGUUUCUUAAGAAACUGAGAAGCUGUGGUGCUGUGUCGGUGGGAGAGUAUAACAGGGUAAUUUAGUGUUGUCAACCAAGUUAUAACUUGGUAUUCACUCUCAUGAAGGGCUAAUGCUCAAAAUCUUAAUGGUGGCCAAUUUAUGUUAUCAGCUCCGACUGCCACGCCUUCUACAUUGGUGAGACUGGCAGAAACCUCACAACUAGACUGACUGAACACAAAUGAGCGACAAGGAAAGGCAAUGUCAACAAUCACAUUGCUGAACAUCACUGACUUACGAACCACACUAUUGACUGGGACUCUGCGCAAUGCCUAACCUACAGCACCAACUACUUUUGAUGACUGACCCUGGAAAGCUGGUUUACUAACUUGGAACAGACUCCUCUCAACAGGUGUCAACCAUUACCAGCACCAUACAAACGACUCAUCCACGACAUUAACAUUACAAACGAACCGAAAAGAACGACCUAACUUCACUAACAGAUCCAAACCAACCAAUCAUGACUGACCUAUGCCACUAGAGUCUUACAGUCAAUAACAUCACGGCAAAACUGACCAAUCAGUGUACACAAACCGGACUAAGUACAUUCGACUGACAACAACCUUUCACUUGACUCUGAUGAUGACUUCCGCUCAGGUUGUCGAAACGUCAGUCACCACUACUGGCAACAGUCCUUCUCAGGACUACACUCACCUGGACAAUCAAACUACACUAUUACAUUAUCAACUCAGUUGAUACACUAAAUUACUCAGCAAAUGAGUAACCCUAGAUGUGCCUGUCUUUUUUGUUUUGCUGUCAAUUUUUAGUUCUGUUUACAGGUGUGAGGUUUGGUGACUGUGUGGCAAGCACCUUGCCCACUCUUUGCCUUCUUAGAACAAUCGUUGUGAUCUCAUGACCCCAUUAUUCAUCCACAGCUCUUGUCACAAAUUCAGAAGUAUGAUAACUUUAUUGGGCCUGUGGUGGAUUCACUGAAGUACCUCACUCCUUUGGCGUAUGAUGUUUUAGCUUGUAUCCUAACUGAAAGAGGAAUUUUAUUGUCUUUAUUCUCCCACUUUUUGCAUAAGGUCAUAAAGAUUCUCUUCACUUAAAUGCCUUGUCAGGGCACAGCUGUACAGGUUACGAAACAACAGAAUUUCUACAUGUAUGUCAUCUAUAUUGUAGUUGAAAUGGCAGACCAGCAUACAUGGUAGCUUUACUUAAACAGUAGGUUAAAUGUUAGCAAGUUUGCAGUUGCUAUUACUCGUUUCCUUAACAAGAUGACAGAUUGUAUCAUUGAGGCUUUAGCAAAUCCUGAAAGAGAAAGGCUAAAACAUGAAGACACUAACAUCUCUGAGUGGCUCAAAAGUAAGGUCCAUCUUAUUGUAACUUUCAACACUGUUAUUUUUCACAUGGUUUGUGAUAUUUACAACAUCAAGUUCAGUGGCCUGAGGAUCUAACUUCCCAUAUCGUAAGUGGAAAGGAAGAGGGACGUGCAAUUUGUAGUUUCAACAGACAUUAUGAAUGAAAAUGCAAGCAGGUAGCUGAGUAGAAAUCCUUAAUUAAUCAGCUGGGAAAUACUUUCUUGAUGUUGGCCUGUGAAUCAGCUUUCCUGGGGUAGGGGCAGCUGGGUUGGAGAGAGCUUCCACACAAGCUAAACUGGUGUACAACUGAAUUCUUCAUUGUUUUGUUUCAGGUCUAGCUGUAUUUUGCGGUACUGUAUUCCGAAAGUAUUCCAUUGAGCUUACUGGUCUUCUGCAGUAUGUGGCCAAUCAGCUCAAAGCUGGAAAAAGUUUUGAUUUGCUGGUGUUGAAGGAAGUUGUUCAGAAAAUGUCUGGAAUAGAAAUAUCAGAGGAGGUGACAGCAGCGCAACUUGAAGCUUUGUCUGGUGGCGAACUUCUGAGGGCUGAGGUAAAUAUGUUUUUAUUGUCUGCUCUGUGAGGCAACAGAAGCCAGUAGUGAAUGUAUUGGACUCCAGAUUGGAGAUUGUGGCUCAACUCCUGAUUGAGUCUUUGUGUUGUGCUCCAGAAGAAGACAGUUUUCUCUCACAGUGCCUCUUUCAAAUUAGAAGUACAAAUGACAACUAACAAACAAUGUUGUGGUGAAGGCUACAUGUACAUUUAGCAAGCCUUUCAGGGAGAGUGAUAAUACCCCUUGUUGCCACAUGCCAUGAAGACUAAGAUAAGGGCAGUAACCAGUAACCCUUUACACCCAAGCAUCAGUUUGCAUAUUCUCCAUACUGUUCUCAAUGUAUUUCCCAAGAUGCUAAUGAGGAGAAUUUGUUUAAAAAUUAAGAGCCUCUUUAGUUGUUGAUCAUUUCCUCCAUUCUCAUGACCUCAAUGUUUGAUUCGGAGCUGAUAUUGUAGGGAGAAAUUAGAUGCUAAUCACUCAUAGAGGUUUACGGAAUAAAGGAUAAUGAUGCCUUUUAACAUCAAUUGUAGGCAAGUUUCUACUAACUUUUCUUCACCUCAUUCAUGUUGUUGACAAGGUUUACGGUAACAUAGCCAACAGUUGUGUCAAUGUUUUUUUCCCUAGGGUGGAUACUUUGGCCAGAUUAGAAACACCAAGAAAUCUUCCCAGAGGUUGAGAGACACUCUCAUCGAGGGAAAGUUAGAUUUGCCGCUCUGCCUGCUCAUGGCUCAACAGAGGAAUGGCAUUGUGUUUUUUGAAGAUCCUGAUAGACAUCUGAAGCUUGUUGGAAAGCUCUAUGACCAGGUAUGAUUGGAAGUUUUCAUUGCACCGAUGGUUGCAAAUCCAACAAACUUAAAUUUCCGUGAAUGUCUCUGCCCUAGUGGAACUAUUCAGUUUAAAACGGUGCAGGUGUUCUUUAUAGUUCUCGUGAAUCUUCAAGCAAAUUUUGAACGGGGAAUCUACGUCUAAACCUGGUAUUGGUAAAAUUUGCAUUUAAUUCCAGUCUUUUCCAGUCAAAUGUCUUCGGUGGUAAUUAAAUAAUCUUACGAUUUUUUUUGUCGUUACUUUUUUGCGUGAAAUAAGCUGAAUGUAGCUAGCUAAAGAUGACAGACCGACUAGAAGUUUUGACCGCCUAACGACUCCUAUGGACAACUCUGUACGAGUGCUGUGUUUUCAAUAUCUUUUACUUGAACUGUAGAAAUUCUUUUGUUUUCUAGUGCCAAGACACCUUAGUACAGUUCGGUGGCUUUCUCGCCUCGCAGUUAACUGCUGAAGAAUACGAAUCACACGUACCGUCCUUGGAUGUUUUAGGCCAAAGUUAUCAUCUAACUCCUGACGUGGCAUUCUUUCUGUCUAGACCUAUGUUUGUCCACCAGAUAGAUGUGAGUAUUGAAAAAAAAGAUGUCUUUUUUUUCUGAAAAAUGAUAUUGAAGUUAAGAUCUCAAUUCUAAGAUAUUGAACAAAGGCACACUUUUUUAGUGUAUUGUUCUGUACUCACCUCCUAGAUUAAGUACGAAGAAGCAAAGAAAGCAAUAGCUGCCAAAGGAAAACAGCUUCAACAAAAAGUGAGUCGGUAAACCAGAGCAAAGUAAAGCUUUUUUGAGAUGUUAUAUGACUGACUCCGGAGCCGAUAAGAAAGUAAGCGCAGUGAUUGGUAUCCAAUCCCUGCGCAGCGAUUGGCCGGAUUUCAGUUAUAAACCCAAUCAGGUUCAACUUCUGCGUGCAGUUAUGACGGAUAUUGAUGCACAUGUAUGAUUUUUCCAAGAAAAGCCCCAGACGAUUUCAGCAUUUGGACGAUUAGCCCCCAGUCUCUGGACGCCCCAACCCACCAACCUUGAAAUAAACUAUGUUCUUGCCCUUUACUUUUUAAACGUUUCCCUAUCAUAUAUUAUGAAAUAAAUCAAGGUUUGCUUUUUGAACGUCUUGUUGCCUUGUUAUGAACGUUUUCUGCGUGUAUCGAAUUAUAAAGUGAACUGUGUUCUUUCUGUUUAUAUAUUCUACAAAAAUGAACUGUGUUCUUUCUGGACGAAUGUUUCUCCGUCAUGUUGUUUAAAUAAAACCAGGGACGGCUUUAACUUAUUGGCGACUACUUGUUGAUGUCAAUCGGGCGUGUCGCAGGGAUUACCGCAAUAAAACCGGUGCGUCUAUCGACUGGUGGUACAACCCAUGUAAUUUAAAUUGAGUAAAUUUUAUAGCCAUUUCCUUGGCCACAAACUUAAAAGUCAAUGACCAACAAAUGAACGUAACUUCUCCUUUACAUAAACUAAGUGACUAAUCGGGGACUGGGGGCUAAUCGUCCAAAGAAAUCGUGAAAGGGGCUAAUUGUCCAGGGGCGAGUGCUGCGGAUUUUAUCGCCAUAAUGGUUAAGAGGGCGGGACAAUGGUUCAGUGCUGGGUUUUUUGGUUGUUGGUCAGGGUUUUUUGUUGUUGUUGUUGUUGUUGUUGUUCACACACCGACCGUAGAAGGCUUGUUUCGAGUAGUCAGUCAGUUCAACGUAACUGCAAGGAUAUUGAACGUUCUGCACGCAAACAAAGAAAUCUGUCUGAUUUUAUAACAACUGCACCUUAUUUUAAUGCUUAAAAGUAAGCUUUUCACAGAUAUUUCAAUGAAUUCACCUGACCUGCAUUCCCACAACAGAUAACAUUUAAUUUGUUUCUGUACAGCAAAUUCUGCAGUGCUACAUUGAAGCUGUGAAUUCUGCGAUGGAGCCUGUGUUCCAGAGUGCACGGCUCUUGCAGGCACCAAGAGUCUGGAACAGUAUCAGGUGGGUUGAUCAGUGUGUAUCUUCUCCCUUUCAUUCUAAUACAUUGUCACGCAAACAGGUGGCGAGAAUGGACCAAAUAAUCAGCAAGGGAAUAAUAUCUUGGCAAAAGAUUGAUUCGAAAUCUCUUUACGAAAGCACAAUAGCAUGUAUGGGGAUCAGAGAAGAGAAUUUAUCGUUAAUUUAGAUCGAGAAAAGGUUGAAUGUUGCAGUAAAAAGUUGCAACAAAGAUUUACUGAAACUUUUGGAAUAUCAGAUUUUCAAGAAAAAAAAUUAAACUGAAAACAAACAAACAAACAAACAAACAAACAAAGAAGAAGGACAUAAAGUACAUUCUUCAUCUGCUUUGGAUGAAAAAUAACAAUUCUAUGGUUGGUUCACAUUUCAGUCCUCAGUUGUAUGUGACUUUCUGGGCGCUGUCCAUGUUUGAUCUGUAUGUACCAUCCGAGAGAUACGAACAGGAACUGAAUAAAUUGAAACAACAACAAGCGCAGCUGGAUGAUAACAAGGAUAUGGUAAGUUUUAUUAUCAAACCGAAGGUCUUGAAAAGUUGAAUCAAAUUUUGAUUUUCUGUUCCAAUCACAUCUGAUAGUUUUUGUGAUGUCUUUUUGUCUUAACGGGCUACCCGUGCUCGGCAAAGAUUGCAGCAGAAAUGCUUCCCCUUUUGCUAGUUGAGAGCAAUUUCUUGAAUCAGUGUAGGCGUGAAAUAUGUUUUUUCUCCCGGGGCCCCCUAUUGAUACCGGCUUAGAGCUGAAAGGGCCACCCUGCCUAAAUAAAGAUGACUUGACUUGAGUGUUUUGUGAAGAGGUCCGUGAUCGAGCAAGGACUAAGUUGCGUGUUGUGUUCUGGGGUUAGAAACUUUGCCCUAACAGUGGUUCCUCUCUAAAUCAAAGAGAUUAUGGGCCUGAUUUAUGUAAUUCUGUGCCAUUCUGUUAUUGUUAGAUCACAAAGCUCCCAAAAAUUGACCGUUUGAGACUCCUUAAUUAAUGAGAAUUGUCUGUGUUGAGCCUCAGUUGAGUGUAUUUAGUUAAAGUAUGUCAUGGUUUUCACAGCCGGUCAGCAAAAAGAAGAAGGAAAAAGAGAGGUGUUCUCUUUUAGUGGAAAAAUUGAAAGAAGAGUUUAAACAACAGGAAGAACAUAACCAAAGAGUGAUGGCAUCGCUGAAACACGAGAGAGACUCAUGGCUGCCAGCAAGUAAGUUCAAAGUUAUCUUGAGGACGUCUCGGUGUAUUCCUGUGGAAAACUGAAAUUUAUGCGGGAUUUUUCAAGUUCGUUGUCUGUAAUCCGUUUUUGUUGUUUUUAUUCUUAGCUAUCCUUCUUGUUUCUUGGUUUGUUACUUCUUGUGUUAUGUUUCGGCAUCUCUAGCUCAUUAUGUUGUGAGCUUUUUGUGGCGCUUUGUUCUGGAAACUCUUGUUACGCAUCUGAGUUAUAAUUUAUCUCUUUUAGAAGCGACAAAGAGUGAGACCAUUACACAGUUUCUUCAGCUCUGUAUGUUCCCGAGAUGUGUGUUUACUGCGAGCGAUGCUGUGUACUGCGCCAAGUUUGUCCACAUGCUGCAUAAUCUCAAAACGCCAAACUUCUCAACACUGCUCUGCUUUGAUAGAGUAAGUGGCAUUUCAGUUCAUUUAUUAGAUAUGUAUUCUUUUUAAAGGGAGAAACUUUACGUUACAUUAAUUUUUUUUUCAUUUAAGGUAUUUUCAGAUAUUUCCUACACAGUAGCCAGCUGUACAGAAAAUGAAGCCAGUAGAUAUGGUAAGUUACAUGAACGAAUAUUAUGAACCAGUAUUACAAAUGGAGCAAUUUUCCAAUUGGAAGGCUAAAGUGGUUCGGGAUUGCGUUGUUGUUACUUGACCGCGAUUUGUGAUUGGUUUGAAAAAAAAAACAACGCCAUUUUCUCAACCAAUCAGAUGAAAAGCUGAAACAAAUCUCGACAGAGUCACCCGCGUUUUCCCGCGCUUCACGCUUAUUUCAUGUGUUUGCUUUGAGUUCUUGAAUUAUAUUUCGUAAAAUAUUUACAUUUUUUUUUCGUUUGGCCGAUGACGUGGUUAAAAAAAAUAUAUUAUCAGCUGGGAGGCAUUGCCUUGAUAAAAUCAGAAGGAGAAGUAGGAGCGUGUCUCUGUGGAGAGUACCAUAUUUGAGUGCUAACCUUAGAUUUUUUCCCGUGAUAGGUCGGUUUUUAUGUUCAAUGCUUGAAAUAGUUAUGAGAUGGCACGGUGACAAGAAAACAUACGAUAAGGUAUUCUUAUUUUGUUGUUGUAUCUGCUUAUCUUGUCAUGUGAUACAUUUAAAAUUUAGUAAUUUUUUUAUUUGCUAUCAUCUCUCCUUUCAAAGUCUGUUAGUUUCCCAGACAUGGCCCUUUGUUUGUACUAGGUCACUGAAAUACGUUCAUAAACAAACCCUUAUUGGAAAAACUUUUUCCCUUGAAUGUGUGGUAAUUCUACAUAUCGUUUAGCUAUUUAGUGAACGCUCAGGCUGUAUAGUGUUCAGAAUACAAUUAAAAACCAGAUGGCUUUUGUCACGUCCAAGAAAGGCAAAAGUUGGUUAACAUAUAGUAUAUGAGUGCUCUUUUUCGUCUUUCAUUAGGAAUGUGGAACUUAUCCGGGAUUUGUGACAGUUUUAAGAGCUACCAACAACGAUAAAGCUGAUCAUCUAGACUACGAGAAUUACAGACACGUUUGCCACAAGUGGCAGUAUAAACUCACAAAGGUACUUAUAGUAUAUUUCCCAAUUUACUGAAACAAUGCCUACUGCAGCAAUAUUGUAUGGGUCAAAGCGCAGAAAAUAUAGUGCGAAUCUCGAGCUUUGAAAGAAGUUGCUUAGAAAGUGGUACAUCCAUGGGUCGAAAUGCUGACGUAACAGCUUCCACACGCGAGUAAUUCCUAAUACUAAUUGUUUUAUUCGUUCAUAAAUGUUCUAAAACCACUUAAAUGCAGAAUCAAUACUUAAAGGUCAACUGGCCCGGCUUGCGUAAUUUUUUCCGCGCUUUACGCAGGUUACGAGGGUCACAUGCUCUGUUUCAAUUGGUUGUCCGAAGUUUAACUUCUCGUAAGAUUCUGCAGAAGAGCUGUUUUUUUAAUUUAAUUUAGUUUUUUCUUUUUUUGUCGGUUUCAAGUAAGCUAUAGUCGCCGAAAAACCCGAUUGCCAAAUUAUUAAGUCGUAUCUCGUCAUCGUCUUGUUUUUCUGUUCCUCAGGCUCUUGUGGUGUGCUUAGAAUCUAAGGAUUAUACUCAGAUAAGGAACACGAUUAUGGUGUUAACCAAGGUAGGUUCCUAGCCCUGUCAAAUUCAUCGGGCAGAAUGCCUGUUAUUCUCGCGACAUUUACCUGCAGCAGCUGUCUAUAAUAUCAACAGCUAAGCUUACACUGAUUGGUUUUUAUCGCUCGAGAUUUUGGGCCAUUUCCUUCACAGGGAAUAUUUCCCUAACUCAUUACCUCGAUAUCUUUGCAGAGAUCAUGGUAAGUGUUCGUCGUGUUUUUAAUUUGACCCAAUUCUUUUGACAGAUUUUGCCCUAUUACCCCAAAGUGUUAAAUCUUGGUCAAGCACUGGAAAGAAGAAUUGAUAAGAUCUGUGAGGAGGAGAAAGAGAAACGACAGGAUAUUUACACGUUAGCUGUAGGGUACGAGAAUUGGAUUUCUUUGUUGUUGAAUGUUUAGUGGCUUAUGACGGCGAUUUAUGAAGUUUCUCUUUGUAUUUCUUUUCCAAAUUUAGCAGCGGUAUUCCCAUUGUAAUUAUUAUUUUAAUGUUUGAUUUCAUGUCUUUUCAGGUAUGCAGGUCGUUUGAAAGUUAAGAAAAGAGAUAUGGUGAUAGAGAGCGAAUUCCAUCACAAGGAAAAGGUAAAUUUAACUGCAGAAAUUUGUCAAACUUAAUGUUUUUAAAUCUAGCUUUUCAGGUUGGCUGAACGCAGUUGCUUGUAUAGUUUGUUAAUUUGGUCCAGAAAGUAGUGGAACCUCUUUGCAAUGAACACCAUUAAUGCUGUAGAAAGUGUCCCUCGAAUAAAAACGACUCUUGGUAACACGUGCAAAGGCUAAGAGUGGUAUUUGCUACAUUUGGGACACAAAUGAUGUCCCUGAAAUAGAGGUGUUUCAAACGAGAGGUUCAUUGUUGUGGUCUUGUUUUUCGUAGCAAGCUGUACAACAGGUAAAUUUUGGAGAACACAAUUGAUUUAAUGUCUGCCUUCCUCAAACAACUGCCGAAAAAAAAACAUUUGUCGUUCUACCUUGUAAUUUGCACCUUCAUAUGAGGAAGUUACGAGAGAAAUGGAAAAUGUCACGUUGGUGUCAGUUUUCUAUUUUUUGUUACUUUCUAUACGCGGUCUAUCUUUUUUCAGCCUCUUGCAACCACUGCUCCGUCGUCAACUCAGAGUGAACCAGUUACUGUCAAACAGGAAAAAACCGUGAGUUGCAGUACAAGUGUUACAUCUCUAUCAUUAAACAAUAGCCAGCUUUAGGUAUUGGGUUUCAGGAGGUAAACUCGAAUGAUUCAGCGCCGUUCAGUCUUUCGUGCAUUUUUGGUUGUCAGUUUACUCCAUUGAGAAAGUAAAGUGAGAUCUGUGGACGUUUUUUUGUGUCCUUAACACUCUGUUUAUUUCUUUAGGAAGCUCAACCAACUUCCACGGCGACCUCGGACUCAUCAAGUAAGUUUUCCAAGCACUGCAGCGGUUUAAUUCAGUCGCAAUCAUCAUGUGAUUUAAAUUUUUGUUCUUUAUCAUAGAAUCUGCAAAGAACGAUACAGAUGUGAAGCCGAAGCUCUCAGGUUAGAAGUUAACCAUGUCCAAGAUGUUAUAUAGGUUACACAGUGAAGAGAGAAAAACUACUGAAAGAAGUGUGGAUAGUUAACGGAGGAAAAGAUCUUGGAAUACAAGAUGAGGAAAACAUUCAACAUUUUACAACAAGCGUCUUUAGAUUUGUUAACAGUUUGUUUCUUUCUGGUUUUUUUUUUCUCAGCGAACAACAAAAAAGAGCCGGAGAACUCAAAAUCGUCGAGGUUUGUCUCUUUUUCCUUUAAAGCUACCUAUGUCGAAAUUGAACAAACUCUCAUCAGUGAGAAAUUGUAGAAGUUUUUCAAUAAUGAACAGUGUACAAUGCUUUGUGACUUUGCUUCAAUCUAAUGGGCUCUUUUUCUUACCCAGUCCCAACUCGACCAAAACCGACAACACGCCCACAUCUCAAGAAAAAUCAGCUGGCAAAUCAAGUGCAGGCUCAUCCAGUGCGAAAUCAUCUGGCACCAGUACCCCAAGUGGUCAAACUGACUCGCCUGGAAAAAAUACGCCUAGUAACAAGUAAGAUACUGAAUUGAGUCGCUGUAUAACUAAGUGUGUGCUUAUAGCGUUAUUUUCUCUUUAAGUUAAAAAAAAUAGUCACGUGUUUUCGUCGCAAACUUUCUUGGAAGAUGCCCUCUUUUGUUGCAUUAUUUAUUCUGUCAAUCAGAGAAGUGGCUCGGAAAUUAUCGGAUAAAUAGUCCUUAAGGUUAAACGACAAACACUUUUCGGAAUGUCACAGAUUUCUCCCUUUUUUGGGAACGACUGCGAAGGAGACUGGGAAAGGCCGGAAGCUUUGGAUUCGGCGAAAAAUUUUCGCUGUCUGAGCCGCGUUGGUCCAGUUCUGGUUUACCGCAGUUGACACGGGAUUUAAAUCUUUUUUGUUGAUCUUAGAUCCAGCUCUACUGGUGGUAACUCAAAUCAGCCAGGGUCCAAAACUGUUGCGUCAAAUUCAACCUCAAAAGGAACAAAAACACCCACCAGCGCUAAAAACCCAGAAGGAAGUACGAACGGAAGCGACGUGUCUACUAGCAAAAAGACCGAGUCCAGGUGAGUAUCAAAUGUAGUGAAAAGUUUUCUUUGAUUUUUUGUAACUGGAAUAAUUUCCUAUUGAUCUUUUGGUUUCGUCAGCUAAGCUAAGAACUAGAAAAUGCACUGGUAUUCACGAGGACGCAAUUACAAACCAAAAGAUAACGAUUUUGAUAUGUUAUUUUCAGUAAACAGAAGCUCAAGGACAAAGAAAAAGAAAAAGCUACGGAAAAAGAACAAAAUGACAAACCUAAAGAAAAGUUGAAAGGAGAAAAAACAGAGAAGGCUAAGGAACAGAAAACGAAGGACAAAGAGAAAGAGCGAAGUAAGAGUCUUGAAAGGGAAGGAAAAGACAAAGUGAAAGAACGACUGAAAGAUAAGGAAAAAGAACGCUCGGGAAGUAAAAGUAAACAUUCCUCCCCAGCUGUGCCUGAGUCGCCGCGUGAUGGAGAGUACGAAAAAGGUACAGUCAGUUACAGAACACAUUUAGUUCGUAUGGUAUUACAAUAUGAGAAAGAGAGAGAUACCGAUAUAGAACCAAGGUAAUGCCAACGCCGGGCAAGCUGUCAGAAGCGAACUUAUGCUGUUUUCCUUUCGGCUGAUCUUAUAGCGUCUGGAGUAAUUGUCAAUAGAUAAUAUUCUCUGGUGGAUUUAGAACUGGAAGAAAAGCAAGCGAAAUGAGACGGCCUGUGUACUUUAACGUUCGAGCUAGCAGUAAACGUGGCUUAGAAUGUAGUGCUCAGUGCGCUUGACUCUUGAAACAAACCGAACGUGAUUAUACCUGGACAGCGGCCAAAUUGUCUGGGAAUCGUCGAAGGGUUUACCUACGUUGGCAAGUCUUCCUCUUUGAAUGAAAAGAAAUUUCAUGGUCGCUUUGUGAUAGCGAUGUGUGCCUCAAUCCUAAAUUUUGAAACGAUUACUGAAAGCAAUCUUCUAAUCAAUGAAGUUUUUUGGGGUCAUUUUCGUAGAUUCGCUGACAGAUGAUAUUUCUUUGUAAUACCUACCCCGUAAGUUUCCAUAAGUGGAAUCAGAGCUCAGAUAAAAAUAACAAGCAACCCAUCACUGACCUAGUUAUUUACUUGUUUUCUUUCAGAAGCGAAGCGUCGCCGACUUGAAGGCAUCUCUUCGCCAUCUUCACAGGUUUGGGUUGUCAAUUUUUCCUUUUUUCGUUUUUACUGAUCUGUUUGAUUGUGUUGAUAAUUCUUAAAGUUUAAUUCUGUUGCUGCUUUUCCUUAAAAUUAAAAUGAUUGCAGAGAUAUGUUGUGCGAUAUUUCAAUUUUGCUUUCCAGGAGAACUCUCCGUCGCAGGUUGCUGGUGAUUCUGAGUCAUUUAAGGUAAAUUUCCAAUACUUCGUGGAAAAACCAUGUAAAUUGGUUACAGGGUAACUACAUCAAGUGUGUACACAGAAUACCCCCCCUCCCCCACUCAUUCCAGUGCAGUGUUGACUUUUUGCCUCAAACCUUACGUUUAAUGAGAAAAAAUGGUUUUUAGAUACAUACAAAGUUGUUUUUAACUCUUUUUUUGCCUUUUCUCUUAAGAGUCCUGAAAAUCAGGAACGGAAAUCAAAACUGAUGGAUCACGAAAAGGAAAAGACCUUAAAAUCGGACAGGAAACGGGUGGGUUUUGUAGCUGUUUACCAUGAAGUUGUUUAGUCGCCAUGCCUUUGGGGAACAGUUAUUGAAAGAGCACAAUCGUCGUCUGAAAUGGAAGCAAAGUAUUAGGAACUUCGCUUAGCAACCUUUCAUCUUGACGUAAACCGCGGGCUUUAUUAAAGUCAGCGUUAUUUGCCACCAAAUGUAAAACUGUUUCAUGUUAGAGAUCAUGUAAAGUCGCGGUCUUGGAAAGAACUUUUGUGUUCUUCCGAAGUAAGGGCCUAAUUUGUGUAAUCCUUAAUCGGCCCAUGGUCAUUACGGAAGCGUAAUGCCCUGCUUUUAUCUCGCUCUGAGCCAAUCAGAGCGUGCGUUAUAUCGGCCACAAGCUUAAGCCAUUUGAUAAACAGAACACGUAUUACUGUUAUCUUCUGCUUUUCUGACGAUUUGUCUCUGAUUAAUUUCCAUCGUUUCUUCCUUGAUAUAGACUUCGUUAGAACAAGGUGAAGGAAAAGAAGCCAAAAGGAGGAAAGAAGACGGAGAAAAUACAGUUACUGUAUCCAAGACAUCCAAUUCGCACGGAUCAGACGCAAAAGUCAAAGUGAAAGGCGAGGUAAGAAAUGUUUUAUCAUCAGGCGCAACAGGCGCAACAUUUAGGGUGAAUAUUGGUCACGCAAUGUAGUGUGACAGUAAUCAAACUGAAUGAACAGCAAGAAUUUUCAUGAAGCUUUCCAACAGCUGUCACUUGUUCUGUGAACAAAGUUUCUACAGUUAAAAGAUUUUCAAUCCUUUCGUUCGGGAUUUAGGAGAAAUCAAAAAUGGUGAAACUUGCUAGGAAACCACCAGCAGACGGUUCACCUCCUGGAAAAAAGGAGAAGGAAAAAGCAAAAGAUAAAGAAAAAGAUAAAGACCGGGAAAAAGAGAAGGAAGUUAAACCAACUGCGAGUAAAAAGGUAUGGAUAUGGAUAUCGAUUCUCUUUACGUUGGUGUACCUUACGAAAAAUAGUUGUAAAGAAAUUUUACGUACGCCAUUACCUCUCUCUCUUUAACAGAUCGCCUUCCUGGGGUGGGAUGUUGGAUCGAAAUUGUGGUCAAACCAUUCAUUCCUUAUAUUGAACGUACAUACAAUUUACUAUGGUGGUUUGUUUACUUUGCAGAAAGAGUCUCGUCACCUUGAAGUCAAAGACUCUGAACCCAAGGAAGAACAGGAACGGCCAAGGAAACAAUAUCCUUUGUUAACAGUGACUUUAAAAUAAAACAACUCAUCUAUCCUGAGGGGGCUUUGUAGCGUCAAAAAUUCCCAAUUUAUCUUUUAAAUCCUCUUAGAAUCUCCACUUUUUUCUCUCAGAGUCCCUCUCUCCACACGGGAGCAUAGAUGAAAUCUGACAAGAUGCAUAAUAUAUAUGAGUUUCGUGCUCCGUGGAGGGAGGUACUUCCUGGUAAUAGGUUGAUGGGCAUGUGCCGCUAGAUGGGGUGGCAUUUUCAAUAGAGUUGUUUGAACGGGGUCGCACAUUUUCAGGAUUUUGGAAGUAAGGAAACUACGAGAAGUAGGGAUUUAAAACUUGGUAGAUUCGUGGUUAAAAAGUUGUUGCUGCGUUAUCAAAAGUUACGAAGAUGGCGGGGGUCUAUAAUUCACCAUAGAGUAGAGAAUAAUCAGUAGGAGUUCUGAGAAGCAAACGGCACAUACCCAGCAAAAUCUCAAGUACUCCCCUCUUCCCCAUCCCAGAGGGGUUUCUGUAAGAAACUAGCUCCUAAUUUAGAGGGAAUAACAAUACUCCAAUUCACUGCAUGUUACAGAAACCGGGGAUUAGCACUGUCACUGAGUUAGGGCCACUAGGCCUUAUGAUUUGAAAUCUAAUCUAAAUCAAUUUCUGAUUUAGGGAGGAAAGCCUCUUUCAUUGAGCUUUAUUCAUGAACUGAAUUUUUCUCUAAACAUCCUCGUCAACUGUCUUUUCCUUGACUCCUUUUACUCAUUCCAAGUCAGGAUCGAGAAAUCGCAGAACAUGAGUAUGGAAGAUCUGUGAAGUGAUUAUUUCUCUUUCAUUAUUCCUUUCGCGGCACCCAGAAGUAAAUUUUUUUUACAGAAAUAGUUUGAAAAUGUACACGUCUCUUCAGAAAGCUGGGCGCUCCUACAGUGCAGAUUUACACCAAUUUUUUUUAAGCGUUCAACAUCUUGAUGUUGUAGGGUUUUCCUAGAUUUUCCCUCCGCUGCUUAGUCACAGUUAGGGCAGCGGAAGUGACAUUGUGUAGUUGUGAAUAUGUCAGUUUUCAAGUGUUUUAAUUUUUGAAACGUCAUGUUAGAAAUUAGUGUGGAAUAACCAGUUUGUCUGUGGGAGAGACUAUUUUGAAUCCAAGCAACAGAACUGAAUAAAAUUCAUCUUUGUACAG
Messenger RNA from Pocillopora meandrina, 20235 nucleotides. NCBI's taxonomy places the organism in Eukaryota, Metazoa, Cnidaria, Anthozoa, Scleractinia, Pocilloporidae. The record is from the annotation of a GenBank genome assembly.